This is a messenger RNA of Schizosaccharomyces cryophilus OY26, 3188 nucleotides long. RefSeq lists its product as uncharacterized. Lineage: Eukaryota; Fungi; Ascomycota; Schizosaccharomycetes; Schizosaccharomycetales; Schizosaccharomycetaceae. The transcript is spliced from 4 exons. The coding region runs from base 271 to 747 and encodes 158 amino acids. The record is from RefSeq and is a predicted model, not a curated record. Gene Ontology annotation, molecular function: NADH dehydrogenase activity.
CGCAAGUGGAGAGUAGUUACUAGAAACUACUACCGUUUUAUACUAAGUUAAUUAAGGCAAUCCCUAAAAAUAAGAUAAAGAAGGAAAAACAACCGGAUGGUCUACAUCAAUUGUUAUUCUAUUGAAGUCAGAGGGUUUCGAUCUGCUAAGGGCAGAAGGUUUUUAUAAUAGAUAUAAUUUUUAUUUUUGAAUCCUUAAUUAUACGAGUUUGUAUAGAAUUUUGCUUACCUAAAAUCAAAAAGGUUGAAUUACCGAUACACUUCAACAAACAUGAAGCCUACACGCUUUUUCACUCCUGAGAACCUUCAAAUUGUAAAGAGGAUUAUUUCUCGUUACCCAUCUGGCCAGGAAAGGGCUUCUUUGGUUCCUCUGCUGGACUUGGCUCAAAGACAAAAUGGUACAUGGAUUCCCCCUUCAGCAAUGCAAGAGAUAGCCAAUUCUACCGGUCUUUCUUUUGAACAAGUUCAUUCUUUUAUCUUAGGAUAUCCCACAUCGUUUGAGUGGCGCCCUUGCGCUCCACAAUUGCGAAUUUGCAAUUCUUGGAUGUGCUGUCAUAAAGCAAAGCAGCAGGAUUAUGAUAUUUUUGAAGCAGCUCGAUCCGUUGCUCAACCGUAUGGAGUCGAGGUAAAAACGACCGGAUGUUUGGGAGCUUGUUAUGGUGCGCCUGCCUUUUGGUUUAAUGAUAAAAUACACACAGAUGCUACGAAAGAGUUUAUCAAACAAGUAAUUUCAAAAGAAUUAUCUUAAUGAAUGGCUUAUUUUGAAUUGUAUUAGCUCUGCUGAAAGUUUAUUUAUAUCAGUGUUUCAUAAAUGACACUUCAUAUAUGCCCUUUUCUACUAUGGUUUAUCUUGCCAAACCGUUGAGAGCAAUACGAUUACUUGAGUGAAUACAACUUAUAAGACUAAAUUAUAGCCCUAAUGACCCGUCCAAAGGGUGUCAUUUGCAAGUUCCACAACUUCAACAAUGACCAAGAACUACUUACAUGUAAAAUAACGCAAGUUACUUACUAUCGGUGACAUAAAGCCUAAAAGUAAGAAAGGAAAAGAUUUAAAUAUGAUUUUAUAUGAAUAUGAUUAUGCCAAUGCUUAUGAACUAUAUGCAAUAGAUGCAAACAGAAAUGCAGUUAUAUGUAUGUUGAUGCUAUACACUGUCAAGGAAGAUAUCAAAACCCAAGUUACCUUACAAAAUGACGAAUGUCAUCGCUCCAAUAAGGAGAGCAGCGAUAGAAACACCAGCCAUUUGACGGCUAGGGGCAGAAGAAGACUCGCUACCAGAAUGAGAGCCAGACUUGGCGGGGCCAGAGACGGUACUAGUAUUAAAACCAGAUGUACUACCAUUAGCGCUCAUAGCAGCACCAGAGCCAGAGACAGAGCCAGAGCUUAUCACGUUACUGCCGGUGGAAGAGGCAGAACCAGAAGAGCUCGUUGUGCUUUGUAUAGCUUGAGUAUGGGGGAUCGCUUUAACGUCAACACUAGUGGAAGAAGAAUGAGGACCAGCACUAACUAGGGCAGUGGCAUUGGUGCUUCCUUCUUGGUUAGAAGGAGCAUUUAAACCCAAAGGUUGGCCUGCACCAUGCUGAAUGAAUUGUUCAGCUUGAGAAGGAGUAUCAGGAAGAGGGAAGCUCGACCAGUUUUCAUCAUUAGGUGGGCAACUAAGAGGCUUGGGAUUCUUGUUGUAGCCACCGUCACCGGCAAAUUUGGCAGCUUUGCUAUACUUUUCUUUUAAUGCUUCGUAAUUCUUGCUAGUUUUGACAGAGUUACCAUUAAGGGUGACCAAACCAUAGUUGCUUCCUUCUUCAGUGUAUUCAUAAACCAAACCACCAGAGAAGACAGAAGCCAUCUUGUCGGAAAAGAGGGCAUCCACCUCGUUGAAAGGACGAUCAGGGGUACCGUCAGAUUCAAUACUAACCGUAUUGCAACCGUAUUCAGAAAGGAAUAAGGGAAUAGAGUAAUUGGCGAAAUCUUUCAUGCGUUGAUCAUAUCCAGAGAGGCUAAAGCUAGAGCCCGAACCACACCAUUCGUACAUGUUCAUACCAUAAAAGUCAGCACGGGCCUCAUCGUCAUCACCACAAGCAAAGAAGUCAGCACAUUGAACGCGGAUUUCAGCAACAUCUGCAGCGGAGUAACCAACAGGAAUUUGACGCUUCGAGUUAUUCUUGAUAUAUUUCUUGGCGUCACGGAGAGCAGCCUUGACCCAAGUAGUAGUAGCAGCGUUCUUGGGCUCAUUGGCAACCUCGUUACCAGCAAAGAAACCCAAAACGUUGUUAUAAUCCUUAAAGGCAUCGAUAGAAGCAAAGAUACCUUGCAAGUAAAUGGCAUUAUAACUUGAAGCGGCAUCCAAACGAGAGAUGGAGUUUUUAGAAGUUGCCAAGUCCAAAAGGACAUAAAUACCAGCAUCUUCAAGUUCCUUCAUACAUUCAUCAUGAUUGGCAGUGUUGUCUACUUGAUAAACACGAAUAGUAUUGACGUUUAAGUCCUUCAAAUAAGGGAUAUCACGCUUGCAGUUCUCAGUAACGGCCAAUGGGUCAGUUGUCGACGAAGAACCCCCCGGUUGGUAAUCAACACCACGAAGAUAGAAACGCUCAUUAGAUUCGCUAUUAAAGAAUGCAUUACCACGAACCUCAAUAUGAGGGGUACUGGCACUAACGAUGCGUCCGAUCGAAAGUAAAGCGAACGAAUGUGCCAAAAACUGCAAAAAGUUCAUACUUGGCACCGAAAAUAAAAAAAAAAAAAAAGUAUGGAAAUGAAAAGAAAGAAGAUACAAAAAUUCUUAAAAAAGAACGAUGCAAACUAAAUGAACGAAACCUCCAACAACUAAAGAAAGAAAUUUGUGGAGAAUUUGAUAAAAAGAAAAAAGAACGGCCUUUUUUAUCAAAGAAAUAAGAAAAAGUUAAUGAUUCUAUGAAUCAAACAAAAGGCUGUUAAUAGAAUAUUCUUCUAUAAACCUUUGUCAAGAUGGUAAUGGCCAAGUUACCUUAGGGUCAGGAAACCACUUAUAUACCAUUCCACGUGACGCGUUUACUGUUUCCCUCAUAAUACUACUACAAGGGUUGAGAUGCGCCAUUGCCAUGACAACCGCCGCGUGUGGGCUUUAGCUCUAAACAAACGAAAACAGCAACAUUUACUCAGAGUAAACCGAAAGACACGUGAAAGUAAUUUUACAAUCUACAAUGAAAACUGUAUAGCCU